CGAUUCUCCACGUUCGGUCGUAGUCGCACACGGCACACACGCAGUAACCGGCGUCCGCGUUCGAGGCGUCCGCUCAGUGUUGCGAGACUGGUGCUGUGCUAUGCGUUCGCCGACGGUCAUCGUUUCGGGUGGUGCACGGGAUCGUCGUCGGUGCUGCAGUGACGGCGUUUGACCGCUGCGAGAGAAGUCGUCUGCGUUUCACUGCCGGAGUAAGCGCGCGCGCCCGCGCACACGUGUGCAACGACUAUUAUUAUAUUUUAUAUUUUCGCGCGUCGCACUCGCGGUUCGCUCGCACGUAUUAUAAUAAUAUAAACAUAAUAACAUUAUAUAUAGUACACGUCACAUAUGCGAACGAGAUAAUAACGACGACGGCGUAUGAUAUACGAUUUCACGAAAUACCGCCGCGGUAAUAUCAAUAACACAAUAUAAUAUAUAGUACCCGCUGCAGUGCUUGUAAUAAUAAUAACAUAACGUAGUGCCGAGUGACCGUGUCAUGGCCGAGACGAUGAUAGUGUCGGACGACGCGACGGCGACCAGCACGUCGGCGCUCGUCGACCAGAUAAUCGUGGCCAAGACGUUCGCCAUGCUCGUCCUGGGUUUGGGCUCGUUCGUGCUGGGCGUCGUGCCCCUGAAGCUGACCAAGUGGUGGCGGAUGGACCCGGCGGCCGGUGCCGGGACCGCGGCCGCGACGCCGCACCACGGCGGACAUUCGCACGGCGGCGACACGGCCACCGGUUCGCCGGCCGUGUCGCUGUUACUGUGCUUCGGCGGCGGCGUGCUGCUUUUCACCACGUUGCUGCACCUGCAACCCGAGGUCCGGGAGGGCGUCGGCCGGUUGCAGAAGACCGGACAGCUACCCGACGGACAGGGUACCGAGCACCUGGGCGACCUGAUAUUCUGCGCCGGAUUCUUCAUGGUGUUCAUCGUGGACGAGAUCGUGCACUCGGUGUUGGACCGAUGCGCGGCCAGCCACGUGGACCGUAGCUCCGCCGAGGAGGUGCUCCACCGGUCGAUGAGCUUGAGGCGGCGGACCAUGUCCAUACCGAGGGCCUCGCUCGCCGGCAGUGGAGGUUCGCCCAGCUCCGUUCCGUCGGUGACCGGUGGCAUGUCGGUGGCCAGCAACAAGGAGCUGUUGAAUAACGAGGGGCCGGGCAAGCCGCACGACAAGCGGUAUCGGCCGGCGGGCUGGGGGUGUGGCACUACGGACCCGUUGUCGGCACGGACAGUGCACCGGCAACGAGUCGGCGGUGGCGGCGACGACGACACCGAGAAACAGAUGAAGUUGGACGGUGACGGUAGCGGCGGGCCCGACGGCGGCCACUCGUUCCGAGGCCUGUUCGCAGUGCUUGCGCUGUCGUUCCACGAGGUGUUUGAGGGCCUGGCCAUAGGGCUGGAGGAGCGCGUCGACAACAUGUGGUACCUGUUCAUCGCCGUGGCCACGCACAAGCUGGUCAUCGCCUUUUGCAUCGGCCUGGAACUGGCCUGGUCCAAGACCCGGCGGCCCGUGCUCGUCAUGUACGUGGCCACGUUCGCCCUCGUCACGCCCGUGGGCAUCAUCAUCGGCAUGGUGCUAGUGCAGUGCGGCACUGGUGGCACCGUGGACGGAUCUCCCGGACGGGUGGCCGUCAUCCUGCAGGGGCUGGCCGCCGGCACUCUGCUGUACGUCGUGUUCUUCGAGGUGCUCGCCAGACACAAACAGUCGGGAUUCUUGCACUUGUUGUCCAUUAUGUUCGGAUUCAGUAUUUUGCUCGUAUUGCAAUUGAUGACUCAUCAACACAGUCACGGAGUCGCGGUUGACAACAAUCAACAUUCGGAUCACGAUCAUUCAUCACACGAACACGAACACGAACACGAACACGUGCACGAUCAUUAGAAUUUCUCAAUGCUUUGAGUUACCAAGUAUUUUAUUAAGCCUAUCGUGAUCUAAGUUUGAUGUAGAUUAUAUUUUGUUAUUAAGUUAAGCUAUCAACUAUUUUGUAUUGUUUAUUUAUAUUUAUACAAUACGCAUAUAUAUACGUAUACAUAGGUGAUUCUAUUAACGUAAAACACUUUAUAUAGAGCUUCAAAUUUAUUAUUCAUUUAGAUUUUAUUAUGCAUUUUGAAGGACAUUCGAUUCUAAUUGUAAACUUAUAUAUCAUAAAAUUUUCGCAAAAAAUCUGUUCUAUAUUAUUUUCAUACAAAUGAUUUUUUUUAUUAAUCACAACCAUCAUAUCAUAUUCUAAGAUAGACAUUUUUUAUUUAAAAAUAUAUCGAACAUUAAAUAAACCAAUAUAAUUUAUAUUAUUCAUAAAUUAUGAUUUAUGAGCUUAUUAUAAGAAUUUAAUAAUAAGCAUGGAGUGGCGAGAAAUGUCUUCGUAAUUUGUUGGUUCACUAUUUCACUCAUUGAUUUAAAAUAAAUGCUUGGAUACCUACUAAUAAAUAAUUGAUUUUAUUAAAGCAAACAAUUGAAAAAUUAUUAAGAUAUAAUUUUUUAUUAUUAUUAUUUAUUUUUUAGUAA
This is a messenger RNA of Rhopalosiphum maidis (corn leaf aphid), 2497 nucleotides long. RefSeq names its product protein zntC-like. The record is from RefSeq and is a predicted model, not a curated record. The transcript is spliced from 2 exons. NCBI's taxonomy places the organism in Eukaryota, Metazoa, Arthropoda, Insecta, Hemiptera, Aphididae. The coding region runs from base 494 to 1873 and encodes 459 amino acids. Gene Ontology annotation, molecular function: zinc ion transmembrane transporter activity. Gene Ontology annotation, cellular component: plasma membrane. Gene Ontology annotation, biological process: zinc ion transmembrane transport.